AUGAGGAGCAUGCUCAUAGCAGCAUGGCAGCCUGCUGCCCCCGUCCUCCAUAAGAGUACUUCUAUCGCCACGGGACAGCUUUCGUUGAGGUGUCGAUGGAGACGGCAAGAGACAAACAGCAGGAGUCAUCGUGACUCACGAUGGUCACUAUACUCGUCGCUAUUAGCGCUCGACGGCAGCACCAGCGGUCAUCAGCCUCCUGCCCCUGAUCCUGCAUGUCGAGAACCCUAUCAAAGCGUCAUCGCUGGCAGCUUGAACUCUCGACGAAGGAACAGUGGUGCUCUUUCAGCCAUGAUAGCGGAGGAUUCGAACACUGCAGAUUGCAAUACAAACAUGAAACAGGACCUAGCGGCGCUACUGGACGUCCUGCAGUUGAAGGAACGCGACGUUCUGCCGGAGCUGAGCAAGAAAAGCAGAGCGCUACUAGGCCUCGGAGGGGAGGAGGCACUACAAGAUAGCGACACCGCGCGAGCGGUGGGUGACAAUGUGCAACGCAGCGGCACCGACGGUUACGGGAGAAGAUCGAGCGCCCCCUGGGUGAUGCUUGACCGGAAAGGGGUGGGCAUGAAGGCCGACGAAGUCGCCGCCGUGGUGCGGUCCUACCCCCUGCUGCUAACGGUGGGCGCGGGCCAGGCCCGAUCGGUGGUGAACUGGCUGACGAGACGGGCGGGACUCUCUUCGAAGCAGCUGGUGAGAGUGCUCAAGAGCCAUCCCGCGAUCCUCCGGUACGACGUGGAAAGACGGCUCGAACCGCACGCCGUGUGGCUGGAGGAGGAAGGUCUGACCAACGCCGGCGUCGCGAAGGUCAUCUCCAAGCUUCCCCAGAUGCUGGGCCUGAACAUCGAGUCUAACCUAGCCCCAAAGACGACUUGGCUGAAGGAGUACAUGGGGUUCUCCAAGAUCGGGGUUUCGAGUGUCCUCAAGGCGUUUCCGGCGGUGCUGGCGCUCAACGUGGAGAAUCUGGAAGGGAAGGCCGCGUGGUUGGAGCAGCGGCUUAACGUGGACCGCGCGGCGGUGUCGAAGGUUCUGAAGCUGAACCCGUCCCUCUUCGGGUCCAGCAUCAAGAACUCCCUGCGGCCGAAGCUGGAGUGGCUGGGGGAAGGGCUGGGGCUCGAGGAGGCCGACAUCGCCAUCGUCGUCCGAGCUUGCCCGAACGUCCUCAGCUACAGCGUGGAAGAUAACCUGGAGCCGAAGAUGCAGUGGCUGCAAGAACGGAUGCACCUGGACAAAGAAGGUGUCGCCGCGAUGGUGCGAACUUUCCCGUCGAUCCUGGGGCUUAGCCCGGAGAAGAACAUCGAGCCCAAGCUGACCUGGCUGAGGGAGAACCUCGGGCUUACCGAGGAGCUGGUGCUAAUUCUUGUCAAGAGGCUGGAUGCAAGAGAGCCAGCCGCACCUGCCCGCUGCGGGCUUGCUGCCAACGCACCAAAGCAGGCAGCGAGGGGGAGGUUGCGUGGGACGCAUCCUAUAUAG
Ectocarpus siliculosus is the source of this 1470-nucleotide messenger RNA. Lineage: Eukaryota; Phaeophyceae; Ectocarpales; Ectocarpaceae. The record is from the annotation of a GenBank genome assembly.